AUGGAUCCAUAUUAUUCUUCUCCAACACCAUAUUAUUAUCAAUCAACAUGUCCUUUACAUGAUUCCUCUUCAUCAUUUUUAUCUGAUUCUUAUAUUGAUCCUUAUUCAUCAUAUCCAUGUCAAUCAACAUCGUAUUAUUAUCCAGUAUAUAAUGAUCAAACAACAUCAUCAAUGGGUUUUUAUAAUAAUUCAACAACAAAUACAUAUGUUCAACCAACAUAUACAAUGCCACAAACAAAUGUUCAAGUUUCACCAGCAAAUAUUCAAGUUAAUCAUAGAACACAAUCAUUGAAUACAACUUUUGAAUCAGUCCCUCGAACAGGUCGUCGUCGACGUCAACGAACUAUUUUUUCCAAAGAUCAAGUUGAUAUACUCGAUCAAGUAUUUGAAAGAAAUCAAUAUCCUGACAUACAACUUCGUGAACAACUUUCUCAACAACUUGAUGUUCCUGAAGCUCGCAUUCAAGUUUGGUUUAAAAAUCGUCGAAGCCGUGCUCGAACAGCAACAAAGUCACAAUAUUAA
This is a messenger RNA of Rotaria sordida, 522 nucleotides long. The record is from the annotation of a GenBank genome assembly. NCBI's taxonomy places the organism in Eukaryota, Metazoa, Rotifera, Eurotatoria, Philodinida, Philodinidae.